This is a messenger RNA of Cyphellophora attinorum, 969 nucleotides long. RefSeq lists its product as uncharacterized. The transcript is spliced from 2 exons. Lineage: Eukaryota; Fungi; Ascomycota; Eurotiomycetes; Chaetothyriales; Cyphellophoraceae. Bases 1 to 969 code for a protein of 322 amino acids. The record is from RefSeq and is a predicted model, not a curated record.
AUGUCACAACGCUAUACGUCCGACGGUCGCUCUGAGCACGUCGUCAACAACAAUCUAAGACUUGAGCUCACAAUAUGGCCUGCUAGUCCAUUUCGACUCCUGGACUUGCCAACUGAGGUCCGAGGACUGAUCUACCAAUCCGUCUUCCAAGACAUGGUGAUCAAGCACGUUGGUGGUAUAAGCAAUUCAAGGUUACUCUGGCCAGGCAUCGCGAUCUUGUUCGUCUCAAGAUUGUGUUUCGAGGAGGCGAGGCCCAUCCUGCUUACCACGGCAACUUUCUACGUCGAUCCAGACCGCCUCAGCCGCCCGGCAGCCAGCUUUCAAGGCAUGAGCUUCCUGCGAGCCAUAUCGACCGACGUCGUGCUUAGUCCUGUCGAGCUCAGAACCGUGAAGCACGUCAGUAUCGAUACGGAUUCCGGCAGGAACAAGAAUGGGGACAGCCUACCGGGUCUACUGACUUCACUGCCUAACCUCGAGAGCGCGGUACUGCAUCAGCCAUGGAUCCCAUCAUUCAUCAGAGCCAUUACAGGUGUGGAGCCCGCCGGAGAUGGAGCGUUCGAGUUGCACCCGGAGAAUUUAGACGACAUCCGAAGCUUCAUCGAGGACGCUAUCGCGCAAGGAGCGCUCGCCUACGUGAGUGCGCCUUGGUCGCACGACUACGCCUACAGCUUGGUGCGAAUCUGGCACUCCUCUGGUAGGCGCUUCGCCCCGAUCUUAGUGCUUCGGCUACAGUGCUACCACAAGUUGGACAUUCUUCCGCGCAUCUCGAGACAUUACCACUUCGAUAUCGGACUGAACUUAAAGACCAGAUUCGUGACGCUCACAUACCUGGAGGACAAGGGGAUUCUUCCAUCUAGACUAUCGAGACACCCCACCGGUCCGCCACAGCAUUCUUUCAUGCUUAGCGAAACUGCCGUUGAGGCUUUCAUCGCGUCCGCUUGCGCGGCGAACAAGCGCCAGACCGACUGA